Messenger RNA from Agrilus planipennis (emerald ash borer), 2726 nucleotides. RefSeq names its product fork head domain-containing protein crocodile (gene croc). The record is from RefSeq and is a predicted model, not a curated record. Gene Ontology annotation, molecular function: RNA polymerase II cis-regulatory region sequence-specific DNA binding; DNA-binding transcription factor activity, RNA polymerase II-specific. The transcript has 2 exons. The coding region runs from base 345 to 1421 and encodes 358 amino acids. Lineage: Eukaryota; Metazoa; Arthropoda; Insecta; Coleoptera; Buprestidae. Gene Ontology annotation, biological process: regulation of transcription by RNA polymerase II; anatomical structure morphogenesis; cell differentiation.
CGAGAGGGGUUGAAUUUUGUGUGUGUGGGAAGGUAGGUAGGUAGGUUAGGUAGAAAGGAGAACGCAGGGAAGUAUAAUGUAAAACGUGGGGUUGCAGAGAGUGGAGUGUUGUUUUUGCAGCAAACUGGGAGAUAAGGAGACUGAUUGGAUCGAAAACAGCGAAAACAUCAACACAGACUUCGCCGCCGCCCGCUGCCGCCACUUUCCGAAAAAUCUACCGACUCACUCUACUCCCCGCCGGCAGCCAAUUGUUUGUUGUUUUAGUCGCGGGCCGACGCGUUUGUUUUUCUAUCGUUGUCUUGAUUAUUUGUACGCGCGUGUUUCCCUUUUUCCCACCUGCGAUUAUGCACACCAUUUUUGGGGACCACCACCAAACGGCGUACUACAGACACGCGGCCGCAACCGGGGGAUACGCAACUACAGCCGCAACCCCGUACCCUUACGAGCAGUAUUCGCGAUACAGUUACGCGACAUGGCCUCAUCAACAGCACCAGCUCACAUCCCCCAAGGAUAUGGUCAAACCGCCGUACUCGUACAUCGCGCUCAUCGCCAUGGCCAUCCAGAACGCUCCCGAAAAGAAGAUCACCCUCAACGGGAUCUACCAGUUCAUCAUGGAGCGGUUUCCCUACUACAGGGAAAACAAGCAAGGCUGGCAGAACUCGAUACGCCACAACCUAAGUCUAAACGAGUGUUUCGUCAAAGUUCCAAGAGAUGACAAGAAACCCGGGAAAGGAAGUUACUGGACUUUGGAUCCGGACUCUUACAACAUGUUCGACAACGGUUCCUACCUGCGGAGAAGACGGAGGUUUAAGAAGAAAGACGCCCUUAGGGAAAAGGAGGAAGCUUUGAAACGCCAACAAAUUCAGGGGACCGACACACUCAGUAAACGGGACGAGAAACCCUUGGAGAUAACAAAAUCCGCUUCGUCGGGUAAACUGGAAUGUAGCAAACAGCCGAAACGUGAACCAAACACGGACAUAAGUUCGUGCAUGAGCAAGUCUGUGAUAGUUCACCAGGACCAUUUAAUAAGCGACGUGACGGCUUCGUUGCAGACCAUGGACACCACAGCUGCCUUUACUGUGGACAGUUUGAUGACCAACGGUAGGGAUCAAGUUCACGCUUACACCAGCCCCAGGUUACACGCUUCGGGGGGUAUGUACACUUAUUGUCCAGGGGCGAAUUCGCAACAGUAUGGCGUAACGGACGAUAGCACGCCGCGUUACAGUCCGUGGUACAGUCCGGAAACGUCACCGGAAUCCGUAAAUUCGUCUUCGGCCGGAUACAGGGACAUUAUUUUCGAAAGUGCACCGCCUAGUUGUCAAUUGGCCAGUUUUAGACAUUCGGGAAUGUCUUCGUCUAGUCCGCCCAAUUUCAGGACGUCCGCUUCGUAUUAUCAGCAGGACUGCGUGCAAAAAUACUGAGGACUGUUUUGUUACGAACAACAAGCUCCACAUUAUGUCAAGACUGAUCCGGACUAAACGAAUUUUACUCAAUGUACUUUUAUCGUGUAUAUUUUAAUGGUUUGUUUGUGCAAGUUAUCUAUUACGUCGGCAGCUGCAAUUUGUAUCUACACUAGGCACCCACUAACUAGGUUUUCAUGUGAUAGUGAUCAAAUAGUUAUUAUGUUGUUUGUUUGUAUCUGUAGAAUUCGAUUUCAAAUAGCACAACUUCCGAUGAAAGAAUGAAGAGGUUUUGUCCUUCCUUGACGGUUAAUUUUCUUGAUUACCUAUUUCGAAACAUGUGUUCUAGAUACAUAAAUAAUUACUUAUAUGAAGAAAUACUGGGGGUAGAAUUCUGCUAGUCAUAUUUUUCAUUCAAAAAAUCAAAUUGUUAAAUUCAAUGGAUGUUUUCUUCGCAGAAAAUCUAUCAUACGGUAUUACAUAGGUACAUAUUCCGUUUUUUGAAUAAAUUCAUACAAUUCCUUAAAAUUGCGAGAUUUUUAAAAAUUAUGCAACCAAUUCAAAUGGUAUCAUACAUAUUUACUUUUACCCUUUUUUUUGACAAAUAUCUAAAUGAGCAUGUGUCCUUUGCUUUACUUCUAUGAAAAUGGUGUUCCACAAGGACAUACCUAUUGUAGAUCAAUCACAAUGAUUUUUUUAUUUUUAUUUCUUUGUUUUUUGUAAAUUACGUAUGUAUAUAUGUAGGUACUUAUUGUCGAAAAACACCUCCAGAAAAGGAUUAUUUACCCAGUGGUUUAUGUUCCUAGAUUAUUAAAUUCAUUCCUAUAAGUAUAGGAUGUAAUAACAAUUAUUACAAUUUCUGAGUAAUAAUGCGCACGUAGAAGAGUCACUACUCCUUUACUUAAACCAUAAUGUUUACUAAACUGUUCGUUCACCCACUAUAGGUAGGUACUGACUACUUAAUUUGCAUCCCCUUCUUAAUCCGCUUAUAAGAGGAAAAAAGCACUUUAGUCAGUAUAAAAAUGAAAUACUAAUUGUCGAUGUAUGUAACAAAUGUUUAUCCACGUAUUAAAUUAAAUAUUUGUGCGUGUCCAUGUGAGUGUAAAUUUUGAAUAAGUAUAAAUAGAUAGGUAAAUGGAUCAAGUCCAGUUGUACAUUAUUUAUUAUGAAAAAGUCACGUGAAAUAUAGGAAAAAUAAUAAAAGAGAUAAAUCUGUUAAACUGUGUAGUUCUUUGUAGGUACUACCUAUAGAGGUAACAGGUACUUGAUUAGAAAUUUCAGAUUUCAGACAGAUAUUUGUACCUGUAUGUCGCUAAGAAGAACCAG